Brenthis ino (lesser marbled fritillary) is the source of this 3015-nucleotide messenger RNA. NCBI's taxonomy places the organism in Eukaryota, Metazoa, Arthropoda, Insecta, Lepidoptera, Nymphalidae. The record is from the annotation of a GenBank genome assembly.
AUGGGAAAAGUUUUUGCUCCACAUGUAUCACCAGAAACCACGAUUCCGUCUACGUCGGGCCUUCAGACAGAGCAAGAUAGUGACAGUAUGAGAAAGAAUGAUGACGAAUCAAAUAAUAGUAAAGAGAAAGAAAAUGAAGGCUCGAUGUCCGAUUGGGUGUCCGGUGGACCCAUCGGGUCGAAGGGCGCCGUUCUCGUCUUCAGAUCCUGUGUCCUGGCUUCACGCACACCCUCCAUGGAGUCGACGACGAAAACAGUUGGCAAUAAUACAGGGACCACUAUAUUAUUAAAUAAGGCAAAAAAUAUGGCCAAGCGAUUAGUAGCGGAGCCUCAUUCCUUCAAUGUAAGACCAAAGAAUAUUAUGCACGACGUGAUGGAGACCUUUGGGAAUAGCAAUAAGUUCACAGGACAAGCAUAUGUAGUUAGGCACGUAAGUGAAGCAGAAAUGCCAGAAACAGAGUCCAUAGAAGACCAAGGCCAUGAACCGGUGGAGCAUAAAAGGGACAUCGAAGACGUAUUGAACGAUUUAAAUAAAAUAACUCUGAAGAAAAAUCUCAACAUCGAAAACACUACUGCCAACAUCAAACCACCUGAAGAACCGCCGCCGCCUGCUAAAGAUAUUAAAGAAGAGAAAAAAGGUAAGAAGACUAAGGGCAAGAACAAACGCAAGACCCAACGUGCGUCGUCACCAACCCUCGACAGCGAUGACUCUGAACACAUGUUAGUUAAAGACGUGGAUAGUAUUAAGGUGUUAGAAAGUAGUCACAUGCCAGCUCGCGUCCUUAACAUCACAUACAAGCUGGUCAAUACGGAGACCAAGUUGCUACACCGGUUGCUCCAAGCCCAUGGUCUUCAAGAGGCACCCCCAGAAUCCAAAGACUUCAAUCUUAUGUGGGCUGGUCUUCAUCCCAAACCUGAUGUACUGAGAUCUCUUACACCAUAUCAACGGGUCAACCACUUUCCUAGAUCUUACGAACUAACGCGUAAAGACAAACUUUUCAAGAAUAUAGAGAAGAUGCAGUACUUCCGUGGAUUAAAGCACUUUGAUUUCAUACCUACGACGUUUUUAAUGCCCAACGAAUAUAAAGAACUUUGUACCACGCAUUAUAGGACGAAAGGGCCGUGGAUAGUGAAGCCGGCUGCGUCUAGCCGGGGACGAGGGAUCUAUAUUGUUAACACUCCAGAGCAAAUACCAAAAGGUGAAAACGUGGUAGUAGCGAAGUAUAUAGACAAGCCGCUGCUCAUCGGCGGCCAUAAGUGCGACCUGCGCCUCUACGUGUGCGUCACCUCCAUAGACCCACUCCUCAUAUACCUGUACGAGGAGGGUCUGGUCAGGUUCGCUACCGUCAAAUACGACAAGACCAAUAAGAACCUGUGGAACCCCUGCAUGCAUCUCUGUAAUUACAGCAUCAAUAAAUAUCACACAGAUUAUAUAAAAUGCGACGACCCGAACGCGGGCAACAUCGGGCACAAGUGGACGCUGUCGGCGCUGCUGCGGCACCUGCGCAAGGCGGGCCGCGACACCGCCGCGCUCAUGGCCGCCGUCGAGGACCUCGUCGUCAAGAGCAUCCUGUCCUCGGCGCAGACCAUCGCCGCCGCCGCCAGGGUCUUCGUGCCCGGACAGUUCAAUUGCUUUGAAUUGUUUGGAUAUGAUAUACUAAUAGAUGACAUGCUGAAACCGUGGCUGUUGGAAAUAAAUUUGUCGCCAAGUCUCGCCUGCGAGAGCCCAUUGGACGCGCGCGUGAAGUCUGCGCUGCUGGCGGACACGCUGACGCUGGUGGGGCUGCCCGCGACGCCCGCCUCCCCGCAGACCAACUCGCUCAAGAUGAGGAUAGGAGCUUGUCGCAGAGUCCACUCAGCGGAGAACACUUGCGUGCGAGGCAAGCCGGGUGCGAGCGGCGCGGUGGGGAGCGCGGGGGGAGGGGGGAGCGCGGGGCUGACGGGGGAGGAGCUGCGUACGGUGCGCGCGGUGCGGGCGCAGUACGCGCGCCGCGGCGGCUUCGUGCGCAUCUUCCCCAGCCAGAACUCGUGGCAGAAGUACUCGCAGUAUUUAGACCCCGUGAGCGGCAUCCCGGUGUGCUCGACGUCGCUGAACAGCGGCGCGCCGUACAGCGUGGUUCAGCACAACUACAACCUGCUGGUGCACGCGCACGUGCUGCCGCGCUUCCAGCACGCUGCCGCGCCCGCGCCCGCCGCCGCGCCGCAGCGACUGAAACGCUACGAGACGGUGUGCUGGGCGGGCGCGGCGCCGCCCGUGCAGCUGUGCGAGGCGCCGCCGCCGCCGCCGCGCGACGCGCGCCGCGCCAAGGACCUCGUCAAGCAGCAGCUGGCUGACGGCAUGCGGCUGACUACUGGGGAAGUGCGCCGCGCGUUCGGGCUGUACCUAACGCACGUGCUGAAGCGCAUCUCGUCGCCCGCCAACGAACUGGGCGCGCAGCACGCCGCGCUCGUGCUGCGCUUCCUUCGCCGCGCCUGCGCCUCGCUGCGCAUGCCUUACUAUGUAAAGGGUCCGCCGGCCAAGAUGUGCGACAAGGACAGAUGCGCCGUGGUCGCCAAGCAGCUGAACGACUUCCUGUACAUGUACUACCGCGAGACCGACUUGUACACGGACAGCGAGGACCGCGACGGCUGCGUGUCCAAUAUACAUUUCGCACAGUUCCUGUAUUCGGCUAGCGAGGCGGACCUGGAGGACGUGCUGCUGCUGCUGCUGCGCACAGAGAACUACGUGGCCACGUUCCUAGGCGACGGCCGCGGCGCGCUGUGCGUGGACGUGCCGCCCGCGCGCCGCGCCCCGCCCUCCCCCUCUACCCCCGCGCGCCACACGCUGCUGCACCACCUCGCGCGCCUCGCGCACCUCAACUGUCGCAGAUACAGGCCCGAAACAGAAACUUCUAGUCGUUCAGAUCCCGAAGAGCAGUGCGCAGACAGCCCGCCCCUCUCUAACUCGGACGUCGUCAUCAAGGACUCGCUCAAACAGGAGAAGCCGCAGAAUGUCGCGCUCAAAUACGCACGAUCA